This is a messenger RNA of Suillus fuscotomentosus, 941 nucleotides long. RefSeq lists its product as uncharacterized. The transcript has a single exon. The record is from RefSeq and is a predicted model, not a curated record. NCBI's taxonomy places the organism in Eukaryota, Fungi, Basidiomycota, Agaricomycetes, Boletales, Suillaceae. Bases 218 to 697 code for a protein of 159 amino acids.
UAUUAGUCGAGGACUCAUCGCCGGGCAAUGUACGGGCAUAGAUUUUCCUCACAGAUUCUCACUAUCUCAAAGUUCCGAUUUCUGCAAUAAAGACGAUGUAGAGAGGUGGCGAGUGGCGUUGCGGAGCUGUCCCAAAAGUCGUCCCCACUGAUCCAAGUUUAUCGACAAUCUUGUCUUCAAGUUAGAUUCUGGCGACGGGGCGUCCUGACCGACCUUGAUGAGGCCAUCGAGCUCCAUCGGGCUGCAUUGGAGCUCCAUCCCCCUGGCCAUUCUUAUCGAUUCGCGUCUCUCCAGGGGCUGGCUCUCAACUUUUGUGUCAAAAUUCGAACAGCUAGGUCUAUCGCCAGUUUUGGACGAGGCUUUCAGGUUUUAUUCACAACCCUCACAAGUAUCUCAUACAGUCUCUCUUAGUAAUAUUGAUGCUGCCAAGUCAUGGGCUACCUCUGCGGAACAGUUCCACCACGGCUCUGCCUUACUCGCCCAUCAAACUGUCCUAAGAUUCCUCGCUGCGCGUUGCCGCUCUGUCGUCCUUCUCACGCCAUUUCGAUGUGAUGAAGAUAGAUUUAUUAUCCUUUGCAAACGGAUGUGUUUUCGUGCAGUGUUCGCAAUGGUUUUUCACUACUGCUGUCGAACUGGUGGAACAAGGUCGUGGAGUAUUUUGGACCCAGUUGGAGCACUUCUGCAUACCACUGGAUAAACUUUCCAUGUCUGGUGACGCUGGUGCAACCUUGGCAGCAGAGUUCAAGCAGCUCAGCCUUCGCCUUUACAACACGUUCUAUGGGUCUACUGAAGAUCAGUCCCAACACAUCCGACAGAUGACUGUGCAAUAGGAUGAUGUCAUCUCACGUAUCCGCACGCUACCUCAUUUUUCCCGUUUCCUCCUGCCUUCGCUGUUGGCGUACCUCCAGCAGACGGUAGAAGAUGGUCCAGUCAUCGUCGUC